UUUUUUAGAUGAAUCGUGAACCUGCAAUCAACGAUACUUGUUAUGUUAAAAUUGUCCGUGUCCAAUCUCUCCAAUAUAUUUGCGGAUAUAUUGGAAGUCUUGAAGAUUUGGCAGAAAUAAACAAAAAACUACAUCAAAUUGAUCAAGCUGCCCGAAAAUUGGUUGCAAUCGACUUCUUCGAAGAUAAAAAAAAACCGCAUGUUUUUGCUUUGUACAAAGGAAAUUUCUACCGCGGAACGAUCGUGGAAAAAUUUGAACCUAGUUUCUUCAAUGUGAAAUUACCAGAUCUGGGAUUGUUUGUUCGGUUACAUAGUAGCCAUAUGGUCAAUGAUCCAGACCCUCUCUCGGUAAAGGAUUUCUACCCUAUUUGUUAUUUCACUCAGAGUUGCUACAGGAAAUCGAUCGGAUCGUCGCCUGCAAAACAGUCUCAAUUUAAAGAUAUGCUGAAUUAUUUAGUUUCAGAGGGACUCCCACCUGUACCAUGUCUUGUCGAAAGUAAGUCUAAAGACAUUUUCACUUUGAGAAUGUGUGUUUACGAAAAAUCUGAUUCAAAUUACACACCACGUCACAGGUUUUUUGACGUAUUGAAUACAAUUCCAAAGGAUGAAUCAAUAAGUCGCCAUUUAAAUGAUGGAUUCUUGUUUGUCCAUCCGAGAAUCAAAAGCAAAACGGAGCCAAGUAACGCAUUUUCUCAUUACACAAAGUCAGUAGCGUCGGCAAUCGUCCAAAAUCAUCCGCAGCUGCAACCACGAGCGAAGAAUAUCAACAACUACCCAAGUAUCGAUUCCAGACAGCUUCACGAUGUCAAUAACAACGUGAAUGAAAUAAAAGAUGACAAUUUUACGUUCAGCGUGGGAAAAAACUUACAAAUCGAAGUAAAAAAUAAUCAUUACUACUCGUACCGAACUGUCAAAGAUACUCCUCGCGACUCGCAAAAUGAUGUGCCUUGCAGCUCAAAAUCCAAUAAAAAAUUGCCUCCUGACCAGCAAGAAGCAAACCACUGCAUUGCAGUAGCUGAAAAGGAUUAUAAAGCAGAUUCAACAGGAGCAGGGCCAAGUUUUCGAGCAGGGUUCAAGAAAGUCGAGGAGAUGGCGUCCACCUUGGGAAUCUCUGACAGUCUGAUGCUGUUCUACGAUAAUGAUCUAAAUGACGAAGUUAUCUUUAGUUUCGAUAAUUCUGACUUCUUAUUUGACAUCCUGCAAUCGCACGGUGUCUCUCAAGACAAUUUGUCAUGGAUUCUGGACUAUGUUUCUAACGUUAAUUUAUCUCUGACUUCGCCUGGACAUUUGGAGGAUUUGCAAAAUGACCAUCAAAAUACAGCUAUUGAGGCUGUUUAAUUAACAGAAAUACUGCAAUAAAUUUGGAAAUAAACUAUAGUUUUAGUCAUCAGUUUUUCUUUCUCUUAUUACUUGCUUAAAAUUUGUUGAAGUAAAUUUUUUCUCUGAAAUUUGAUUGACGCUUGUCUGUAAUUUUUUGAUUUGAUUUGUGCUCAUCAGCUUAAUUCUCUUCGAAGUUCAUUUUUUUUGCAGCCAAUACAAACCAAUUUUAUUGGAACCAAUUUUAUUGCCGUACAAAAUAAAAUAAUCUUUUCUGCCUGUAGAUUUUUCUGCUCUAAGUUUCUGAAUUU
Symsagittifera roscoffensis is the source of this 1627-nucleotide messenger RNA. RefSeq lists its product as uncharacterized. The record is from RefSeq and is a predicted model, not a curated record. The transcript has 3 exons. Lineage: Eukaryota; Metazoa; Xenacoelomorpha; Acoela; Convolutidae. Bases 9 to 1337 code for a protein of 442 amino acids.